UCUCUCAUCACCGCGUGAGACAGAAAAUGCCGUCCCCAAGGAUAUGACAGAGGGUAUACACAUGGCUGCUAGACUUGUGGUCAUUGCCGUCUUUGGCAUUGGCUAUUUGUCAUCAUUUGUGGCUGCAGAGUGCAACUCUACACAGAUAAAUGGCUUGGAACAAUGCAUUUCUGACAACAGCACUUUCAACAGUUCCACUGAGAGGCAGUGUACUCCACCUUCAACGUCUUACACCAGUUCUCUGAUACUGAAGGCAGUGGACAAUGUGACCCAGCACAUACUUUGUGAAGGCCGCUCCAAUGGCAGCAUCGGGAUAGAGAAGUCCAAGCUGAUCCAGGCUGACCUGGGCCAAAUCAUCAAGUUGACCCUCAGUAUCCUGGCUCAAGUAAACCCAGCACAACAAGCCUCUGAGCUGGUGGGCAUAUUUGGAGCUUUGGACACCCUCACCCCAGACAGCCUGCAGAGCCUUGAGUUUGUUGUGGCAUGGGUCAACAUCAGACUCCUUCCUCUUCUCCCUCACCUGUCCAAAGAUGUCCUGAUACGCCUCAGUCAGGUGAACUUCACCUGUGCAGGCUACCAGGCAAUCAUUAAGGGUUUCAGUCAACAAUAUGGGCUCAUCAAGGUGGAACAGCGGAUCCUUCUUUACAGCCAUUUCAUCUAUGGGUUCCUGUCAAGGCAGGAUACACCAGAUCCGGGCUGCAUUGCUGGCACGUCUGGCAGCAAAGACUGGCUUCAGACAAACUUUGGAGACUUUGCGGAUUAUGCGCCUCUGAAAGAACUACAAGAGCUGAACGGCAACUUUUCUGGAUUGGCGACUUUGGAGACGCUCUCAUCGGACCAGAAAGCUGAGCUGAUUCUGGACCCGAGCAGCGGCGCUCUUGAGAAUGCGACUGUUUUGAAGGAAGUGUUUGUCACCAUAGCUGGAUCUCCAGGAGAUGGGCAGCUCGACGACUUCUUCCAGACAUUCACCGUUCUCACAGCGCAGCAAAACAUCACCUACAUUACCAACGCCGCCGUGAGAGAUGUCAUGCUGAACCUGACACUGACAGCCCUGAUUCCCAGAUUCCCCACCUUCCAAGCGAGCCAAUUCACCCUGUGGUUUGAGGUCAAUCUAGUUGUUCUGCUGGCCAGCGUCCGUCCCGAGAGCCUGAGCGUCAUCCCCAUGAAUGUCAGCUGUGACUCCCUCCAAGCCAUAAUCGUGGCUUUUGACAAGGCUUUGAAGACCCUUCCGCCUACAGUUUCAGGAACUCUCCUGUCUAGCCGACAGCAUUUGACACAGAGGUUCCCAGAAGGCUGUAGACCACCGGCUCCAGUUGGCGUGUGCACAGAGACAGUUGUGGAUGAGGAGAGUCUUUGUGCUGAGGCCAACAGCAUGUCCAUGCAGCAGCUCCUGGAGUCGGCAAACUCCUCUGGGUCGCUGUGCCACCUCAGCAUGAGAGACCUUGCCUGCUCCUCGGUGGAGUCUCUGUCAGUGGACAGUUUGGUGAGCCUACUGGAGUGCAAAGUUCCAGACAGCGGCAGCUACUCCAAAGAAAUCUGGAAGGCCUUCUUUGACAAAGUCUCUGACAAUCUGGACGAGGCCCUCGUCCGCUACUCCAGCAAGGCCCAGAACCUCAACCAGUCUCUGGCCACGGUCCUGGAAGUCAUAGGAGAGGUCAAACUCAACAACUUCUCCGAGGCACAGUUGAGAGACAAAGCCUUCAUCAAGCAGUGGUUUGACAUCAGACUGCAGCCAUUCUUGCCAUCUGCGAGCAGAGAAUUCCUAUCGUGCCUUGCCACCAAGAGUUUCACUUGCGAGACCUUCCGAGCCGUGGUCACUGCUUUCAGCAACCGGUCAGCAUCCAUGGAUGAGGAGCAAAAGAGAUCCAUCUUCACCCACUUCCUUUUCCUGUUCCUCUCUGGUGGAGACUCAGCAGAUCCGGGCUGCAUUGCUGGCACCUCUGGCAGCAAAGACUGGCUUCAGAUCAACUUUGGAGUCUUUGCGGAUUAUGCGCCUCUGAAAGAGCUACAAGAGCUGAACGGCAACUUUUCUGGAUUUGAAUCUCUGGACCUGCUGACGCCAACCCAGACUGCACAGCUGACCCUGACAUCAGGAGCGCUGAAUGACUCCACGAAAAUUGAGGCUGUCUUUGAUCGCCUAGAGGAGGGAGAUGCUCUGCUAAACGUGGAUCUAUUCCUCACAGCUCUGACCGUUGGUCCUGAGAUUCCAGAAAUUGCCCUGCCCGUCAGAGACCUGGCCAUGAACCGCACCUUCAAAGUCAUCAGCGUGAACUUCCCGCUGUUUGAUGCCUCGGCCUGGUUUGCGUGGUUCCACGUGAAACUCAUUCCCGUCCUGCCCAGUUUCACCACAGACAUGCUCAUUCAAACAACUGCGACGGCCAACUGCACCAACUACCAAGUCGUUGUGAAAGGAAUGGGCAAGGUAUUUACCAAACUCGGACCAGGGAAAAGGAGAGAACUGGCCGCAGUCCUGGUGAAUCAUCUGAAGCGGUCAUUGGCCUUCUUCAGAGAAGCAGCCUGCAGCCUGAACAUCCGCAAUGAUGCCGAAUGGCUGGAGGUCAACCUGGGUCCUUUCUCUAAAGAAGUAGACUACAGUGAAUUCAAAGAACUGAACAUUACAGGGUUGGCGACUUUGGAGACGCUCUCAUCGGACCAGAAAGCUGAGCUGAUUCUGGACCCGAGCAGCGGCGCUCUUGAGAAUGCGACUGUUUUGAAGGAAGUGUUUGUCACCAUAGCUGGAUCUCCAGGAGAUGGGCAGCUCGACGACUUCUUCCAGACAUUCACCGUUCUCACAGCGCAGCAAAACAUCACCUACAUUACCAACGCCGCCGUGAGAGAUGUCAUGCUGAACCUGACACUGACAGCCCUGAUUCCCAGAUUCCCCACCUUCCAAGCGAGCCAAUUCACCCUGUGGUUUGAGGUCAAUCUAGUUGUUCUGCUGGCCAGCGUCCGUCCCGAGAGCCUGAGCGUCAUCCCCAUGAAUGUCAGCUGUGACUCCCUCCAAGCCAUAAUCGUGGCUUUUGACAAGGCUUUGAAGACGCUUCCGCCCACAGUUUCAGGAACUCUCCUGUCUAGCCGACAGCAUUUGACACAGAGGUUCCCAGAAGGCUGUAGACCACCGGCUCCAGUUGGCGUGUGCACAGAGACAGUUGUGGAUGAGGAGAGUCUUUGUGCUGAGGCCAACAGCAUGUCCAUGCAGCAGCUCCUGGAGUCGGCAAACUCCUCUGGGUCGCUGUGCCACCUCAGCGUGAGAGACCUUGCCUGCUCCUCGGUGGAGUCUCUGUCAGUGGACAGUUUGGUGAGCCUACUGGAGUGCAAAGUUCCAGACAGCGGCAGCUACUCCAAAGAAAUCUGGAAGGCCUUCUUUGACAAAGUCUCUGACAAUCUGGACGAGGCCCUCGUCCGCUACUCCAUUAAGGCCCAGAACCUCAACCAGUCUCUGGCCACGGUCCUGGAAGUCAUAGGAGAGGUCAAACUCAACAACUUCUCCGAGGCACAGUUGAGAGACAAAGCCUUCAUCAAGCAGUGGUUUGACAUCAGACUGCAGCCAUUCUUGCCAUCUGCGAGCAGAGAAUUCCUAUCGUGCCUUGCCACCAAGAGUUUCACUUGCGAGACCUUCCGAGCCGUGGUCACUGCUUUCAGCAACCGGUCAGCAUCCAUGGAUGAGGAGCAAAAGAGAUCCAUCUUCACCCACUUCCUUUUCCUGUUCCUCUCUGGUGGAGACUCAGCAGAUCCGGGCUGCAUUGCUGGCACCUCUGGCAGCAAAGACUGGCUUCAGAUCAACUUUGGAGUCUUUGCGGAUUAUGCGCCUCUGAAAGAGCUACAAGAGCUGAACGGCAACUUUUCUGGAUUUGAAUCUCUGGACCUGCUGACGCCAACCCAGACUGCACAGCUGACCCUGACAUCAGGAGCGCUGAAUGACUCCACGAAAAUUGAGGCUGUCUUUGAUCGCCUAGAGGAGGGAGAUGCUCUGCUAAACGUGGAUCUAUUCCUCACAGCCCUGACCGUUGGUCCUGAGACUCCAGAAAUUGCCCUGCCCGUCAGAGACCUGGCCAUGAACCGCACCUUCAAAGUCAUCAGCGUGAACUUCCCGCUGUUUGAUGCCUCGGCCUGGUUUGCUUGGUUCCACGUGAAACUCAUUCCCGUCCUGCCCAGUUUCACCACAGACAUGCUCAUUCAAACAACUGCGACGGCCAACUGCACCAACUACCAAGUCGUUGUGAAAGGAAUGGGCAAGGUAUUUACCAAACUCGGACCAGGGAAAAGGAGAGAACUGGCCGCAGUCCUGGUGAAUCAUCUGAAGCGGUCAUUGGCCUUCUUCAGAGAAGCAGCCUGCAGCCUGAACAUCCGCAAUGAUGCCGAAUGGCUGGAGGUCAACCUGGGUCCUUUCUCUAAAGAAGUAGACUACAGUGAAUUCAAAGAACUGAACAUUACAGGGUUGGCGACUUUGGAGACGCUCUCAUCGGACCAGAAAGCUGAGCUGAUUCUGGACCCGAGCAGCGGCGCUCUUGAGAAUGCGACUGUUUUGAAGGAAGUGUUUGUCACCAUAGCUGGAUCUCCAGGAGAUGGGCAGCUCGACGACUUCUUCCAGACAUUCACCGUUCUCACAGCGCAGCAAAACAUCACCUACAUUACCAACGCCGCCGUGAGAGAUGUCAUGCUGAACCUGACACUGACAGCCCUGAUUCCCAGAUUCCCCACCUUCCAAGCGAGCCAAUUCACCCUGUGGUUUGAGGUCAAUCUAGUUGUUCUGCUGGCCAGCGUCCGUCCCGAGAGCCUGAGCGUCAUCCCCAUGAAUGUCAGCUGUGACUCCCUCCAAGCCAUAAUCGUGGCUUUUGACAAGGCUUUGAAGACGCUUCCGCCCACAGUUUCAGGAACUCUCCUGUCUAGCCGACAGCAUUUGACACAGAGGUUCCCAGAAGGCUGUAGACCACCGGCUCCAGUUGGCGUGUGCACAGAGACAGUUGUGGAUGAGGAGAGUCUUUGUGCUGAGGCCAACAGCAUGUCCAUGCAGCAGCUCCUGGAGUCGGCAAACUCCUCUGGGUCGCUGUGCCACCUCAGCAUGAGAGACCUUGCCUGCUCCUCGGUGGAGUCUCUGUCAGUGGACAGUUUGGUGAGCCUACUGGAGUGCAAAGUUCCAGACAGCGGCAGCUACUCCAAAGAAAUCUGGAAGGCCUUCUUUGACAAAGUCUCUGACAAUCUGGACGAGGCCCUCGUCCGCUACUCCAGCAAGGCCCAGAACCUCAACCAGUCUCUGGCCACGGUCCUGGAAGUCAUAGGAGAGGUCAAACUCAACAACUUCUCCGAGGCACAGUUGAGAGACAAAGCCUUCAUCAAGCAGUGGUUUGACAUCAGACUGCAGCCAUUCUUGCCAUCUGCGAGCAGAGAAUUCCUAUCGUGCCUUGCCACCAAGAGUUUCACUUGCGAGACCUUCCGAGCCGUGGUCACUGCUUUCAGCAACCGGUCAGCAUCCAUGGAUGAGGAGCAAAAGAGAUCCAUCUUCACCCACUUCCUUUUCCUGUUCCUCUCUGGUGGAGACUCAGCAGAUCCGGGCUGCAUUGCUGGCACCUCUGGCAGCAAAGACUGGCUUCAGAUCAACUUUGGAGUCUUUGCGGAUUAUGCGCCUCUGAAAGAGCUACAAGAGCUGAACGGCAACUUUUCUGGAUUUGAAUCUCUGGACCUGCUGACGCCAACCCAGACUGCACAGCUGACCCUGACAUCAGGAGCGCUGAAUGACUCCACGAAAAUUGAGGCUGUCUUUGAUCGCCUAGAGGAGGGAGAUGCUCUGCUAAACGUGGAUCUAUUCCUCACAGCCCUGACCGUUGGUCCUGAGACUCCAGAAAUUGCCCUGCCCGUCAGAGACCUGGCCAUGAACCGCACCUUCAAAGUCAUCAGCGUGAACUUCCCGCUGUUUGAUGCCUCGGCCUGGUUUGCUUGGUUCCACGUGAAACUCAUUCCCGUCCUGCCCAGUUUCACCACAGACAUGCUCAUUCAAACAACUGCGACGGCCAACUGCACCAACUACCAAGUCGUUGUGAAAGGAAUGGGCAAGGUAUUUACCAAACUCGGACCAGGGAAAAGGAGAGAACUGGCCGCAGUCCUGGUGAAUCAUCUGAAGCGGUCAUUGGCCUUCUUCAGAGAAGCAGCCUGCAGCCUGAACAUCCGCAAUGAUGCCGAAUGGCUGGAGGUCAACCUGGGUCCUUUCUCUAAAGAAGUAGACUACAGUGAAUUCAAAGAACUGAACAUUACAGGGUUGGCGACUUUGGAGACGCUCUCAUCGGACCAGAAAGCUGAGCUGAUUCUGGACCCGAGCAGCGGCGCUCUUGAGAAUGCGACUGUUUUGAAGGAAGUGUUUGUCACCAUAGCUGGAUCUCCAGGAGAUGGGCAGCUCGACGACUUCUUCCAGACAUUCACCGUUCUCACAGCGCAGCAAAACAUCACCUACAUUACCAACGCCGCCGUGAGAGAUGUCAUGCUGAACCUGACACUGACAGCCCUGAUUCCCAGAUUCCCCACCUUCCAAGCGAGCCAAUUCACCCUGUGGUUUGAGGUCAAUCUAGUUGUUCUGCUGGCCAGCGUCCGUCCCGAGAGCCUGAGCGUCAUCCCCAUGAAUGUCAGCUGUGACUCCCUCCAAGCCAUAAUCGUGGCUUUUGACAAGGCUUUGAAGACGCUUCCGCCCACAGUUUCAGGAACUCUCCUGUCUAGCCGACAGCAUUUGACACAGAGGUUCCCAGAAGGCUGUAGACCACCGGCUCCAGUUGGCGUGUGCACAGAGACAGUUGUGGAUGAGGAGAGUCUUUGUGCUGAGGCCAACAGCAUGUCCAUGCAGCAGCUCCUGGAGUCGGCAAACUCCUCUGGGUCGCUGUGCCACCUCAGCAUGAGAGACCUUGCCUGCUCCUCGGUGGAGUCUCUGUCAGUGGACAGUUUGGUGAGCCUACUGGAGUGCAAAGUUCCAGACAGCGGCAGCUACUCCAAAGAAAUCUGGAAGGCCUUCUUUGACAAAGUCUCUGACAAUCUGGACGAGGCCCUCGUCCGCUACUCCAGCAAGGCCCAGAACCUCAACCAGUCUCUGGCCACGGUCCUGGAAGUCAUAGGAGAGGUCAAACUCAACAACUUCUCCGAGGCACAGUUGAGAGACAAAGCCUUCAUCAAGCAGUGGUUUGACAUCAGACUGCAGCCAUUCUUGCCAUCUGCGAGCAGAGAAUUCCUAUCGUGCCUUGCCACCAAGAGUUUCACUUGCGAGACCUUCCGAGCCGUGGUCACUGCUUUCAGCAACCGGUCAGCAUCCAUGGAUGAGGAGCAAAAGAGAUCCAUCUUCACCCACUUCCUUUUCCUGUUCCUCUCUGGUGGAGACUCAGCAGAUCCGGGCUGCAUUGCUGGCACCUCUGGCAGCAAAGACUGGCUUCAGAUCAACUUUGGAGUCUUUGCGGAUUAUGCGCCUCUGAAAGAGCUACAAGAGCUGAACGGCAACUUUUCUGGAUUUGAAUCUCUGGACCUGCUGACGCCAACCCAGACUGCACAGCUGACCCUGACAUCAGGAGCGCUGAAUGACUCCACGAAAAUUGAGGCUGUCUUUGAUCGCCUAGAGGAGGGAGAUGCUCUGCUAAACGUGGAUCUAUUCCUCACAGCCCUGACCGUUGGUCCUGAGACUCCAGAAAUUGCCCUGCCCGUCAGAGACCUGGCCAUGAACCGCACCUUCAAAGUCAUCAGCGUGAACUUCCCGCUGUUUGAUGCCUCGGCCUGGUUUGCUUGGUUCCACGUGAAACUCAUUCCCGUCCUGCCCAGUUUCACCACAGACAUGCUCAUUCAAACAACUGCGACGGCCAACUGCACCAACUACCAAGUCGUUGUGAAAGGAAUGGGCAAGGUAUUUACCAAACUCGGACCAGGGAAAAGGAGAGAACUGGCCGCAGUCCUGGUGAAUCAUCUGAAGCGGUCAUUGGCCUUCUUCAGAGAAGCAGCCUGCAGCCUGAACAUCCGCAAUGAUGCCGAAUGGCUGGAGGUCAACCUGGGUCCUUUCUCUAAAGAAGUAGACUACAGUGAAUUCAAAGAACUGAACAUUACAGGGUUGGCGACUUUGGAGACGCUCUCAUCGGACCAGAAAGCUGAGCUGAUUCUGGACCCGAGCAGCGGCGCUCUUGAGAAUGCGACUGUUUUGAAGGAAGUGUUUGUCACCAUAGCUGGAUCUCCAGGAGAUGGGCAGCUCGACGACUUCUUCCAGACAUUCACCGUUCUCACAGCGCAGCAAAACAUCACCUACAUUACCAACGCCGCCGUGAGAGAUGUCAUGCUGAACCUGACACUGACAGCCCUGAUUCCCAGAUUCCCCACCUUCCAAGCGAGCCAAUUCACCCUGUGGUUUGAGGUCAAUCUAGUUGUUCUGCUGGCCAGCGUCCGUCCCGAGAGCCUGAGCGUCAUCCCCAUGAAUGUCAGCUGUGACUCCCUCCAAGCCAUAAUCGUGGCUUUUGACAAGGCUUUGAAGACGCUUCCGCCCACAGUUUCAGGAACUCUCCUGUCUAGCCGACAGCAUUUGACACAGAGGUUCCCAGAAGGCUGUAGACCACCGGCUCCAGUUGGCGUGUGCACAGAGACAGUUGUGGAUGAGGAGAGUCUUUGUGCUGAGGCCAACAGCAUGUCCAUGCAGCAGCUCCUGGAGUCGGCAAACUCCUCUGGGUCGCUGUGCCACCUCAGCAUGAGAGACCUUGCCUGCUCCUCGGUGGAGUCUCUGUCAGUGGACAGUUUGGUGAGCCUACUGGAGUGCAAAGUUCCAGACAGCGGCAGCUACUCCAAAGAAAUCUGGAAGGCCUUCUUUGACAAAGUCUCUGACAAUCUGGACGAGGCCCUCGUCCGCUACUCCAGCAAGGCCCAGAACCUCAACCAGUCUCUGGCCACGGUCCUGGAAGUCAUAGGAGAGGUCAAACUCAACAACUUCUCCGAGGCACAGUUGAGAGACAAAGCCUUCAUCAAGCAGUGGUUUGACAUCAGACUGCAGCCAUUCUUGCCAUCUGCGAGCAGAGAAUUCCUAUCGUGCCUUGCCACCAAGAGUUUCACUUGCGAGACCUUCCGAGCCGUGGUCACUGCUUUCAGCAACCGGUCAGCAUCCAUGGAUGAGGAGCAAAAGAGAUCCAUCUUCACCCACUUCCUUUUCCUGUUCCUCUCUGGUGGAGACUCAGCAGAUCCGGGCUGCAUUGCUGGCACCUCUGGCAGCAAAGACUGGCUUCAGAUCAACUUUGGAGUCUUUGCGGAUUAUGCGCCUCUGAAAGAGCUACAAGAGCUGAACGGCAACUUUUCUGGAUUUGAAUCUCUGGACCUGCUGACGCCAACCCAGACUGCACAGCUGACCCUGACAUCAGGAGCGCUGAAUGACUCCACGAAAAUUGAGGCUGUCUUUGAUCGCCUAGAGGAGGGAGAUGCUCUGCUAAACGUGGAUCUAUUCCUCACAGCCCUGACCGUUGGUCCUGAGACUCCAGAAAUUGCCCUGCCCGUCAGAGACCUGGCCAUGAACCGCACCUUCAAAGUCAUCAGCGUGAACUUCCCGCUGUUUGAUGCCUCGGCCUGGUUUGCUUGGUUCCACGUGAAACUCAUUCCCGUCCUGCCCAGUUUCACCACAGACAUGCUCAUUCAAACAACUGCGACGGCCAACUGCACCAACUACCAAGUUGUUGUGAAAGGAAUGGGUAAGGUCUUUCCCAAACUGACACCGAAGAGAAGGAGGGAGAUGGCGAGCGUUCUGGUGAAUCAUUUGAAACAGUCAUUGGCCACAUUCAGAGGGGAAGCCUGCACUUUGAACAUCGGCAAUGAUGUCGAAUGGCUGGAUGUCAACCUGGGUCCCUUCUCUGAAGAAGUAGAUUACACCUCCCUUAAUGAGCUGAAUAUUACUGGGGAGGCGGUCCUGGCUUCUCUCUCUACAACUCAGAAAGCUGAACUCAUACUUGACAUGAGUGAUGGUGCUGCCCUGAACGAAAAUCUAAUCAGAGACACCUUCUCCAGCUUGCUUCAGUCGAACAGUGAAGCCCAGUUUUUCAUAUCAAUUACGGACACUGCAGCCAAAAAAAACCUGACAGCCAUCCCUGCAGGUGUGAGGGACAUUGUUUUGAACCUGACCCUGACCAGCCUUGCUCCCAAGUUCUCCCUCUUCCGACCUGAGGACUUUGCACUCUGGUUCCAGAACUAUCUGGUUUUGUUCCUGCCAAGCAUCAGUCCAUCAGGUCUCUCCGUGAUUCCAACUAACAUCAGCUGUGACUCAUUCCAGCAAAUAGUCAAAGGAUUCGAUGGAGCAUUUGCGCAGCUGUCAGAUGUUCAAUCUGGAAACAUUUUCAGCUUUAACAGGAAAUACAUGGUUGGCCAGUCAAUGACAGGUUCUUCUUGUGCACAAUCCGUUGAGAGUGACCAAAACUGGCUGAUCAAGAACUUUGGCCAGUUCAGCAUUUUUGCUUCCUUCUCAGACCUCUUGAUGCUGAAAAAUGACUUUAAAGGGGUGGAUGCUGCAGCGGUCCUCACAGAGACGCAGCUGACUGAGCUGGCCACUAUCCCAGGACAGCUGACCAGCUCUGUGGAUGUGCAGACGGUCACAGGGGCAUUCACACCUGACAAACUUGCUGGGUUUUUCAAUGUGGUAUCACCUGUCAUUGAGCGACUUGAGAAGAACUACACCCUGGAGGUGAAACAAGCUUUCCUUCAGGUGAUCUUUGACCGAGGAGACCUGGUUUCAUCAUCAGUCCCAGAUGUGGAGAUUGUCAACUGGGUGAACAUUCGCCUUCGCCCCCUCUUGCAGAGUCUUACCAUACCGCAAGUGGCCCAAUACUUCACCAUCUUCAAAGACCGAACUUGCAACACAAGUCAAGAGGGCGUAAAGGCACUGGACUCCAUUCAUUCGCUCCUGAAUAGUGAAGCUCAGAGUGAGAUUCAAAACAACAUCCAACUUCUACUGAAAGGUCCAACCCCACUCCGCUGCUACAGUGGUGGGAACUUCUAUGGGUUCCUGCAGAGCACUUUCCUUCAAUUCAGUUUGCCCGAUUUGUCAGCGUUCCUCUCUCUGAUACCCUCCAAUCGCUUACCUGAGGUUCUAAGCUCCAUUGAGCCAUCUGAACUGAAUACAUACUUCAGUAAGCCAGCUGUCAUCACCAACUCUUCAGACCUUUGCAUUGUCCUGAGGAACUACAAUCGGACCACUGAUUACCUGGAGCUGUCCACUGAUCCCGAGUUGGUCCAGAGGGAGACACUGUCCUGCGUCUGGUCUCUGGCUCUGGAUGCCUCCACACCUGCUGAAGCAGAGCGCUGGUUUGACACAAGCUUGAAGAACUACCUCCCCUUCCUCACCAAAGACCUCAUCAGCGCGUCUCUGAUACAGAAUGCCUCUUGCUUCUCAUACCAAAAACUGGUCUCCAUUCUCGGCAGCAGUUUCAACUACAGCAGUGCCGACUUCAGCCAAGCAGACGUUUACUCCUCCAUCCAGGCUUACCUUGGCAACAAUACCUCACCACGAUGCUACAAUCCUGGUAACCCAGAGUUGAACUCCACGGCCUGGUUUGUGAAUUAUAUCGGCACAUUCAUCGUUUACGUCUCUGUGAGCGACCUUCAGUCCUUCUCGUCUUCCAGCCAGCUUGGUGUGCUCCUGGAGAACACUGCAAACAUUGAGCUCUUCAACAGCGCAGAUAUCACCUCUGCAGUUGUCACCUACUACACAACUCUGCUCUACACCCAAAACCCCACAUUCAGCCCCAUCAGUCUCCCAGGCAGUUUUGUGUGCCUUGUACCUCUCUCUGCCUUUGAGGAUUUGGGUGAGACGGACAGUAUAACCAUGCUGGACCGCCUAAAACUGUAUUGCAAUGGAACUGAACCUGAGAUUUCUGCCGCUCUUGUUGCAAACCUGCCUACACUGUCCUCGGACACCAUCCAGUCGCUUGGCAACGAAAGCACCAGCCUCACAGUGGGCCAGAUCAGUUCGGCUCCGUCCAGUGUGAUUGUGUCCUCACUCGACACGCUCAGUCUGGUCAGUGGCUGGAACCAGGGUCAAGCCAAUGCUCUCGUCCAGUCCAUCACACAGACCAUGCAGAUCAAUACAGCUGCCUCCUUGGUCUCCUUGGGAACCCUCAUCCAAGGCGUUCCAACGACCAUCAUUUCCAGCAUGGUGUCCUCUCAGCUGCUCACCACCACCACCAACACCGUCUUCAUUCAAAACAUGCUCACCGCACCCUCCAUUGUACAGCAGGUCUAUGUUACCAAGAUUAUCUCCAUAGAUCAGAGUAUAACUCAGCUGAUGACAAAUGUCCCUGAUGCCCUGGCUGGUUCCAUUCCUUCAGUCCUGUUGACAUCCUCCAGCUCCGUCAGCGUCACAGAAAUCAACAAGAAAACAUGGAAGGCCCAGCAGGCUGCAAUGCUCUUCAAUGGAGUUGCAUCUGCUGUGGGUGACGAUGGAACAGAAGAGCUUUCUGCAUCGGUGUUGCAAGGCUUCACCUGCACCUCCGUUCAGACUGUAACAAAGGUGAAAGUGCGGCGCCUGGUGCGAGCUUGCAGACCAAGACGGCGACGUCGAAAGGUGGUGCUGAGAGAGUCGCAGCUGACUUGCAUGUACAACCUUGUGAAGAGUGAAGCCUCACAGAACUUCACAGACUACCCAACAGAUAUGCUGCUCUACUAUGACUAUUCAACAGUAGACAAGGCCAAUUGCAAGUCCUACUUCCAAGCUCUCAGUACGGCUGACUUCUCCAUCAUUUCCAGUGGCCUCAGUAUUAAGACCAAUCUGUGGAACAAUGCUCAGAGCUGUUUGGGCAUCACCGGUUUCAAAAUUGGUGUGGCAGACUUGGACAUCCUUGGCAACAUGGUGUGCAACCUGGAUGGCACAUACAUCCAGAACUCUGAUUCAGCCAUCCUGGAGAAGCUCAAGAACUGUCCAGACUUUACUGAUGCUCAGGUCACAGCCAUUGAAGCCCUCCUGCUCUCAGGAAACACUAAAUAUGGAAACAAGACCACAUGGGACCAGCAAACCCUGCAAGACCUGGCCAUCCUCCCACUUUACCUCACACGCAACUUCUGGGACAACUUCAUCUGGUCUGAGAAGCGGGCGUUCCUGCGGUCCUUCAUGCCCACCAUGAGGAAACAGAGGGUCGCGAAGAGAAAGCUGAGAAGACUCUUCAGGCGGUGUAACUCUCGCCGAGUCAGACGAAGCGCUGGGUGCACACUUGGGAACAUCACUGAAUCGACUGUCAAUGAUCCAUCCUUCCCCUUCGGCUAUGACGCGGUGCAGUUCGACCUCUGCCUUAACUUGGACAUCCUGAAGCAUAACCUGGCCACAAUAACAGAGAAGGUGGAUGAUCAAUCCUUCCAGACCAUCAUCUUGGCCAAGUUGAAUCAGGCAUACCCAGGUGGUAUAAAGGACUCUGAGCUCCAGGUUCUUGGCUCUACGGCUCGCGUGGCCACCCCGGAUGACAUCAGUAAGUGGAACAUCACUACCAUUGACACUCUGGCGGCCCUCUUCAACACAGACGACGGUGAAUGGAACACUACCGAGAGUAAAGCGGUCAUCAUGAAGUACCUGAGUGUAGCCAACAACACUCUGGGCAGUGAGGAGAUCAAUGCGGUCGGCUCCAGCGUCUGCUCUCUGGACACCAGCAUACUGAGCAACAUCACAACAGACAGCUUGAAGAACACAGAGGCUACAGACCUGGCGUCCUGCUCCACCCAACAGAAGGCAGCUCUCUACAGCAUCGCCAAGGCUGCCUUCAGCUUCGUGAGAACUCAGAGGAGCACCGCGGCUACCACCUCCUACUACCAUCUCAUCUCCUCAUACCUGGGUGGCGCUUCUCUCACAGAUAUCCGUAGUUUAGCAACACAGAAUGUCAGCAUGGAUAUCACAACCUUCCUCAGCCUCGAUCCAGAUGUCGUUAAGAACCUUACUGUGAGUGAGGUCCAAGGACUUCUUGGGGAGGUGAACAUAAAUGACCUGAAGACGUUUGAGAACAACUCCCUCAUCAGGUCUUGGAUUGGGGAGCAGCUGCAGUCGGAGCUCGACUCGCUUGGUCUGGGCCUGGAAGGAGGGAGAGCUUCAGUGGCCACCGUGACAACUGCCCCGUUGACCAAUGCCACCAGCAAUGCCAAUAGCACAGACACCAACUCCACCGCAACCGCCAUUCCUGUUGUACCAGGCCAAGCUACCACGUCCCUUCCCACUGCUGGAGGAGUCCGCCUCCAGACCUCCUCCAUCCUCAGUGUUGCUCUGCUGCUGACAGUGGUCCUGAUGCUGGCCUGAACACCACACUGAGCUAUGCAUUACUGAUGAUAUGCUCUAAAUGUUACUAAUUUACUGUAUACUCUAAGGAUAAUUUACGUGUCUUAAUCUCUUAAUAUUUGUAUGUAGACCUGGUACUCUGUGGUUUAUGAUUCUUAUAUCUGUUGACUAUAUUACUAUAUACUAAAUUAUCAAUUUUCAUUUAUUGGUUUAAUGUUGUUUCUUUGAGGUAUUUAUUAAAUAUCAGACAUAUGAAUGUAUUUUUUCCUCCCUCU
Messenger RNA from Engraulis encrasicolus (European anchovy), 14502 nucleotides. RefSeq lists its product as uncharacterized. Gene Ontology annotation, cellular component: cell surface. Bases 44 to 14248 code for a protein of 4734 amino acids. NCBI's taxonomy places the organism in Eukaryota, Metazoa, Chordata, Actinopteri, Clupeiformes, Engraulidae. The transcript is spliced from 116 exons. Gene Ontology annotation, biological process: cell-matrix adhesion. The record is from RefSeq and is a predicted model, not a curated record.